AUGAAAUCCGCACUCAUUCUCCCUAUCCUCCUCCCCGCCACCUACGCGUGGACAUUCACAUGGCGCAACGCAGACGGCGAAGAACACACCGAGCGCGGCCGCGGCCCCUCCGAAUGCAUCGUCGUUGACCACGCCAAAGGCCAACUCUUCGAGCUAGAUGGCCAGGGCGAAGACAACAUUAACAUGCUGCUGUUCUCGAACGACGACUGCUCUGGCGAUCCGGCGGGACGGGCAACUGAGUCGUGGUCGAAGGAGAGCUCGACUGAUUUGCUGAGCUUUGAGGUCGUUGCAUUGAAUGGUGGGGAUGACAGCACAACCCCGUCGGGCAAUGCGACUGCGACGGCCACGGAAACCGAGACGCCCUCUGGGACGGUGACGAGUCAGCCAACGGGGACCUCGACCGAGGAAACCUUUACGCUCCCCACUGUUUCUGAGACGGAGACUGGUACCGAGACAAUGUCCAACACCGAUGCCGAGCCCACCCCGACAGAGACGACUGAGCCGACGUCUACGAGCGAGGGUGGUUCUGAGCCCCAGACUGAGACGCCUACGCCUACGCCUACGCCUACAGAUGACGAGGUCCCCGAGGAUGCGGCGCAGCAGCUCUUCUCUCGGAACAACUUGGUUGGAGCCGGUAUCGCUGCUGUUGCUGGAUACGCGGUGAACUGGCUGUUCUAG
Messenger RNA from Aspergillus calidoustus, 678 nucleotides. The record is from the annotation of a GenBank genome assembly. Lineage: Eukaryota; Fungi; Ascomycota; Eurotiomycetes; Eurotiales; Aspergillaceae.